AUGGUGAUAUAUAAAGUAGAAGUGACUACAGGAAACAUCAUGCAUGCCACCACAAUGAACAACGUCUUCAUAAAGCUGGUCGGCACUGAGGGAGAGAGCGAUCGCACUAUGCUCAGAAACUUCAGGGGAGGCUUCUAUCAGGGCUCGGUACGUGAAUUCAACGUGAGCUGCCCCACCUCUCUGGGCUCCCUCGUGCUAAUUCAUCUGGACAAGCAGCCACUCCUACUAUUCCCACAAGAUGAUUGGUUCUGCGCCAAGGUUGUUGUGACAACACCGGAGGGAGAAACGGCCCACUUCCCGUGGUACUGCUGGCUGUCGGACAGAGAGGUGGUGGCCGUCAGGGAGGGCACAGGUAAGAAGGUGUAUGAUGAAGUGCACCCCCUGGCCGUGCACCACCGGAAGAAGGAGCUGCAGCUUCGGAAACAGGAGUACAGAUGGAAGACUUACCUGGAGGGUAUCCCACACUGCAUGGAGGCGGACAGUCCUCAGUGUCUGCCUGCUGAGGUCUGCUUCUCCUUCACCAAGAAUGCCGAGUUCCUCAUGACUGGCGCGUGUGGACUGGCAGAGCUGAAACUCAAGGGCCUAUCUGACUGCAAGGAGUCCUGGAGCAACCUGGAGGACAUAGAUCGUGUCUUUUCCAACAAAAGGACUGAUAUAUCAGAGUAUGUGCAGGAUCACUGGAAGGAGGAUGAUUUUUUCGGAUACCAGCUCCUGAAUGGUGCCAACCCCAUGAUGAUCCGCCGCUGCUCCAAGCUGCCACAAAACUUCCCUGUCACCGAUGACAUGGUGCAGCCAUUCCUGGAGAGAGGGAGCAGCCUGGCAACAGAAAUGCAGAAAGGUAACAUCUUCCUGUGUGACUAUAAGAUCUUGGAGGGUGUACCCACUAAUGUCGUCAAUGGCAAACAACAGUACCAGGCAGUUCCACUCUGUCUGCUGUACAAGAACUUUGAGGACAAAAUGCUGCCCAUCGCCAUCCAGCUGAAGCAGCAGCCUGGAAAGCAGAACCCCAUCUUCCUGCCCAGCGACUCAGAGCACGACUGGCUGCUUGCCAAGAUCUUUGUGCGGAACGCCGAGUUCAGUGAGCACCAGCUCAACUCCCACCUGCUCCGAACACACAUACUGGCUGAGGUCUUUACCAUGGCAACACUGCGUAACCUACCCAUGGUGCAUCCUCUGUACAAGUUGCUGAUCCCUCACACCCGCUACACCCUGCAGAUUAACAGCAUGGCUCGGCUCUCUCUCAUUGGGGAAUCUGGGUUAAUUACUCAGUUUUCUGCCACUGGAGGAGAAGCUGUAGAAAUGAUCCUGAAGAGGGCCACCUCUUCACUUACCUACAGCUCCCUCUGUCUGCCGGAUGACAUCGCUGCACGUGGCCUGGAGUCAGUGCCCAACUUCUAUUACAGAGAUGAUGGGAUCACGCUGUGGGACAUCAUCAACAGGUUUGUCCAGGGGAUUUUGAGGUACUAUUACCACAGUGAUGCUGAGGUGCAGCAGGACUCAGAGCUGCAGAGCUGGAUCGGGGAAAUCUUCACUCACGGCUUCCUGGAGCAGAGCAGCUCAGGCAUCCCUCACCAUUUCAGUACAGUGGAGGAGGUCAUCAAAUUCAUCACCAUGGUGAUCUUCACAGUGUCAGCCCAGCACUCUGCUGUCAACAGUGGACAGUAUGACUUUGGUGGCUGGAUGCCAAACAACCCCUUCUCCCUGCAACAGCCUCCUCCCACCACUAAGGGGAGCUCUGAUGAGAGUACCAUCCUGCAGACGCUGCCUGAUGUCAACAUCACAGUCCAGGGCAUGUCCACUUCCUGGUUGCUCAGCAGGAGGUCCACAGACUAUGUCGCUCUCGGAGUUUACCCAGAGGAGCGCUUCAGUGAGGCUGUCCCCUGCGGACUGAUCCAGAAAUACCAAGCAGAGCUGAAAGAUCUGAGUGAGAGCAUCAAGAUGAGGAACAAACAGCUGAAGCUGCCGUACCCUUACCUGUGCCCUGAGGACGUGGAGAACAGUGUGGCCAUCUGA
Messenger RNA from Megalops cyprinoides (Indo-Pacific tarpon), 2013 nucleotides. RefSeq names its product hydroperoxide isomerase ALOXE3-like. The transcript is spliced from 14 exons. Bases 1 to 2013 code for a protein of 670 amino acids. Lineage: Eukaryota; Metazoa; Chordata; Actinopteri; Elopiformes; Megalopidae. Gene Ontology annotation, molecular function: oxidoreductase activity, acting on single donors with incorporation of molecular oxygen, incorporation of two atoms of oxygen; iron ion binding; protein binding. Gene Ontology annotation, biological process: lipid oxidation; linoleic acid metabolic process. The record is from RefSeq and is a predicted model, not a curated record.